Pongo pygmaeus (Bornean orangutan) is the source of this 1669-nucleotide messenger RNA. RefSeq names its product thymus, brain and testes associated (gene TBATA). The coding region runs from base 325 to 1341 and encodes 338 amino acids. Lineage: Eukaryota; Metazoa; Chordata; Mammalia; Primates; Hominidae. The transcript has 11 exons. The record is from RefSeq and is a predicted model, not a curated record.
GUCACAAAGCAAGCAGACUUGCCCACAGAAUCCCACAGCCUUCCCCUCGAUUUGUCCUCUUGCUCCUUCCUGCUAGGACAGCAGGGCUUCUCGUACACAUGCUGUAGCGGGCACUGCCUUGGCAGGAGGAUUUGGGGCUUCCACAUAUCCUGUUCUCAAGAUUGUAGCAUCUAAGUACUCUAGAGCCCAGUCCCUGACAUCAAGGAUGUCUGGAGCUUCCUUUUAAGGAGAGAAAAGAUCAGCAAACUUUCAUGAGAGUUCCUGUUCUGCAUCUUCAACACUAGUAUUAAGUGCACUGGCCUUUAGUCUGUUAGAAAGCAUACAAUGGCUACAGAUGUUCAAUUGGCUGAUUAUCCACUGAUGAGUCCAAAGGCUGAGCUGAAACCUGAGAAGAAGUCAGGGUGCAAGCCAAGGAGCCCCAGGGACAGGGGGCCACAGAAAGAACUGGUGAUCCCAGGGAUUGUGGAUUUCGAGCGGAUCCGCCAGGCAUUGAGGACCCCCAAGCCCCAAACCCCUGGCACCUACUGCUUUGGACGCCUCAGUCACCACUCCUUCUUCUCCCGGCACCACCCACACCCCCAGCACGUGACCCACAUUCAAGAUCUCACCGGGAAGCCCGUCUGUGUCGUCAGGGAUUUUCCAGCCCCCUUGCCUGAGUCAACUGUCUUUUCCGGCUGUCAAAUGGGGAUGCCCACCAUCUCUGUCCCCAUUGGAGACCCACAGUCUAAUCGGAACCCCCAGCUUUCUUCUGAAGCCUGGAAGAAGGAAUUGAAGGAGCUGGCUUCCCGGGUGGCCUUCUUCACCAAGGAGGAUGAGCUGAAGAAGAAAGAGAAGGAGCAGAAGGAGGAGCCUCUGCGGGAGCAGGGGGCAAAGUACUCGGCAGAGACUGGGAGGCUCAUCCCUGCUUCCACCCGGGCUGUCGGCCGCCGCAGAUCUCACCAGGGCCAGCAGAGUCAGUCUUCCAGCAGAGAUGAAGGAGUCCAGGCCUUUCUCCUUCAGGAUCAGGAGCUGCUGGUCCUGGAGCUCCUGUGUCAGAUCCUGGAAACAGACUCGCUAAGCGCGAUCCAGUUCUGGCUGCUCUACGCUCCGCCCAAGGAAAAAGACCUCGCUCUGGGACUUCUGCAGACAGCAGUGGCUCAGCUCCUUCCCCAGCCCCUAGUCUCCAUCCCUACAGAAAAGCUCCUAAACCAGCUUCAAGAAGUGCACGAACCUCCUCAGGAGAAGCAAGAGCCACCCUGCAGUCAAUUCCUGAAGAAAACGAAGAUAUCACCUUUUACAAAAAGCGAAAAACCAGGUUGGAUUCCCUCCUCGGUCACCAGCAGAGCUGAGAGCAGGAGCUAGGCUUGACUCAGACCUUCCCCUCAGCAUUCACACAUCCACCUGCAGCUCCCAGGUGGGGGCCCCACCUUCCCGGUCCUCUCCUGCCUGCUGUCUCUCCUCCCACUAGAGUACAUUGGAGAAGCUCAAGUCCUCCGGAUGCAUUCAAGCCAGAACACAGAGGAGAAGACAUCGAAGCCAAGGGCAGAGAGCUGAGGGGCCCUAACACCUGUGCCUGCAUUGCUCAAGAGCAGCCCCAAGGGUUCAGGGGUGUUUCUGUCUCCACCACCUUCACAGCAGUACCUGAUUCCCUACCAUGAAAACUCUACUAAAUAAAACCGUCUUCCCUGAG